Molecule: messenger RNA, 1083 nt
Organism: Naegleria gruberi
Lineage: Eukaryota; Heterolobosea; Eutetramitea; Acrasida; Naegleriidae
Exons: 1
Coding region: 1-1083 (360 amino acids)
Biological process (GO): SCF-dependent proteasomal ubiquitin-dependent protein catabolic process
Cellular component (GO): SCF ubiquitin ligase complex
Molecular function (GO): protein binding
Source: RefSeq, a predicted model, not a curated record
AUGGGUCAAAAAUCAACCAGCCAAAGAGGACAAAUUUCACAACUCUAUAAAAAAGGUCAACCAACGAAAAUUUCCGAUAUUUCUAAUGAUGUGCUCUAUGGUGUAAUAUUUUCAUUCUUGGAUUUUCGAGAGUUGAUUGGAACCUUUCGUUUAGUUUGCAAACAGUGGAAUAAAUGGAAUGAAGAAAUUAUAACAGUUUCGAAUUAUGAAAUAAGAUUUGUAGGAAGAAAGGAAAGAAUUAAAAGUUUCGAAUUGUGCCUCGUAAAUGGACAUUUGAAUAAUCUCAGGAAAUUAACAUUGACUCAUUUGCAAGAUUCGUCCAUUUUGGAAGAAAUUUCACACUUACAAAGCAAAUCCUUGUUGACAUUUCUAGAUUUGCAGAAUAAUGUAAUUGGAGGAGCUAGUGGAGCUACAUUAAUUUCGAAUAGUGUUUGGCUUUCGAAUUUGGAAGAAUUAACAAUGAAUGGAUGCAAAAUUGGAGAUUUGGGAAUGAUUGAGAUUGUAAAAAGUGAAAAUAUGAAAAAUUUGACAUCUCUCAAUGUGAGAGAGAAUAUUAUAGGAAAUAAUGGUUUCGUUUCCCUAUUAACAUCAAAUAAUUUAUCCAAGUUGACCAUGUUAAAUUUAGGAAAGAACAUUAUUGAUGGAAAAUCAUUGUUGAGCUUUACAAUUCCAAAUACGAAUGUGCUCAACAACUUGAAAGUUCUCAUUCUCGAUGAAAAUAACUUGUUUAAUGAUUUUGCUAAAAUUCUCUUGACGAAAUGUCAGUUUACUCAAUUGGAGGUUUUGGAUCUUUCACAAACGCAGAUCAGUAAUGAUUGUAUUGAGAAAGGACUUUGUAUCUCACCUCAUUUCAACACUCUAACACAAUUGAACUUGAAUUCCAACUUAUUGAGCGAACCAGCUGUCAGAUCAUUAAUUUACUGUAAAUAUUUGAAUAAUUUAGAAAUGCUUCAUUGUAUGAAUUUGAAAUCAAUUGAUAGAAAAUUGAAAGAGCAGUUAUUGGAAAGAUUUACAUUGGUUGAUGUGUCGCUUAAAGAUGGUGAGGCUGUUUCCUCUUUGCUUGGAACUGGGACUAUUGAAUGA